AAAUAAUUUGAGCUGAUUCACUAGAAAGGUAUUCGAACUCUGUGAAGCAAGUUAUGUAAAGAGUCCUGUUGGGGACUAUGGCACAGCAACGAAAAGUGUUCCCCAUAGGCUCAGAGGUGGUUGCAAAGUAUGACUUUAGUGGCACCAAAAAUCGGGAGCUGAGUUUUCAAAAGGGGGACAUCUUGACCAUAACACGAUAUUCUAAUGAUCCAGAAUGGCACUAUGCGAGACACUCCGAAGGAAGGGACGGUAUUGUACCAACUAACAGGCUCGCUGUUAGAGGUGUCCAACUUCAGGCCAUGCCUUGGUUCCACGGUAAGAUGGACAGGGAAACAGCAGAAGUGGUUUUACAACCUCGAGUUGACGGACUCUAUCUAGUGAGAGAGAGUAACCACUUUCCUGGUGACUACACUCUAUGUGUUGUGUAUAACGGAGGUGUGGACCACUACAGAGUUAAGAAGGAUGGCAGGGGAAUGAGUGUGGACGACAUGACCUUCUUCAGCAACCUUAUCGAGCUUAUUGAACAUUACUCGAAUGAUAAAGAUGGCCUAGUUUGUGAACUGAGGAGACCGGUCGAGAAAGAGGGACAGAAAGAAUUCUGUGUCGACCAGAAGGCCUUUGCGGAAUCGGGCUGGGUUAUAAAUCAACACGAGAUCGAUGUUAAGGAGGAGAUCGGAAGUGGCGAAUUUGGAGUGGUUUACAAGGGAGUACUGAACGGGAAACCGGUUGCUAUAAAAACUCUGAGGGAAGCUAAGAAUAUGGACGAUUUCCUGGUUGAGGCUUCCUCAAUGACGAAUCUGCGGCACGAAAACUUGGUGCAACUGUUAGGAGUAAAACUCUCCCCGCUUCCCAUCUACAUCGUCACAGAGUUUAUGGCUAAGGGUUCGCUGACUGAUUAUCUGAGGUCACGUGGCAGGUCUGUUAUCAAGUGGUCGGACCAGUUUCACUUUAGUUGGCACGUUUCCAAAGCUAUGGUCUACCUCGAGUCAAAAUCAGUGAUACACAGAGAUUUGGCUGCAGCCAAUGUUCUUUUGAACGAUGACGCCAUCGCUAAGGUCUCUGACUUUGGUCUGUCGGGGAGAAUUGAACAAAUCAAGGCGGGCGGAAAGUUCCGGGUUAAGUGGAGCGCCCCCGAAGCUUUGAAAGAUAAUAAUGAUUUUACCCCGAAAAGUGAUGUUUGGAGUUACGGUGUCCUACUCUGGGAAAUCUACUCUUUUGGGAGAGUUCCUUAUCCUCGAAUCCCUCUGAACGAUGUGUUAGACAAAGUAAACGGUGGUUAUCGCAUGGAGAAACCAGAAAAUUGCCCGGACCAGAUGUAUCAGAUAAUGUUGAAAUGCUGGAAAAGUCGACCUAGCGACAGACCUACUUUCGUUCAAGUUCAGAAACUCUUAGAAGAGGCAAAACCUUUUGUUCAGUGAUCCGAUUUUAUUUUGAAAAUUAUUAUCAUUUCUUGACGUAAUUCACAGAGAACCGUUUUAAUCAUAAUAGUAUGUAACUCUUUGACCACAAAAAAAUGGAGAAUGUUGCUGCUUUUCUUUUGAGCGUACAAUUAGCAGCCUUCCGUUUUAUAAAUUUAAUUUCACGAUAAAAUAAAGUGAUUUGUUUUACUAUUACUAUACACUUUUAAUAUUGAUUUAUAGCAAUAUGUUGUUUUAGUUAUGAUUUCUUUUCCCUUUCGAAAGGUUAAUCUUAAA
Molecule: messenger RNA, 1694 nt
Organism: Bolinopsis microptera
Lineage: Eukaryota; Metazoa; Ctenophora; Tentaculata; Lobata; Bolinopsidae
Product: tyrosine-protein kinase CSK-like
Exons: 15
Coding region: 78-1418 (446 amino acids)
Biological process (GO): protein phosphorylation
Molecular function (GO): non-membrane spanning protein tyrosine kinase activity; protein binding; ATP binding
Source: RefSeq, a predicted model, not a curated record